UCAUAUUAUAUACAAAUACCAUUACUUCUUGCAUCAGACAGAAGGUAUCCGUUUAAAAAUGGUGUGUGCUAUUGUAGUGUUGGUAGUUUGCUGUGAAUUGUGCUACUUGCUAUGUUUUUAGUUGCUAGAGUUAAUUAAUGUUAAAGUUACAGACUAAAGUUUAGUUUUGCUAUAAUCCCUUGAUAGUGCUAAUUUAACAAUAUCUAGAAAUCAAUGCUAUUAUAAAAGGCAGUGUCUCUCGGCAACUGAAUUCUCCCCCCCAAAAAAUUUCAGAGGUUUCAGAAGCAAACUUCACUGGGUUUUGGUUCCAUUCCCCAUGGAACUUAUCAACUGAUGCUUACGAUAAAUUUCAGAGUUCGAUGAACCUUAUUAUCUCUGAAGUACUUCACGACCCCAAACUGCAGUCCUGAGUGUUAGAGCAUUGGAUCCUUUUAAGUGGUUCAAUGUUUUUCUCAGCCCCGCCUUUAGAAUGGAAUCGGAGAAUCUAGCAGCGCCCCCUCUAGCUCACCUCUGGUCAAUCAAAAAGGACAAUGACAUGGCAGCAGGUAACACCCGAUGAGGCUAUACGGUUGCGCGCGCACGCGCUCUAGCUGUUCCCACUCACUCCCCUCUCCCCGAUAAUCGCCGGCGUUUCCUCUUUCAGCCAUUUUUUCCCAGCGUUGUGAAGGAGGAAGCGGCAAGAAGGUUCCGGACCCAAGCUGCAGCAUUUUGCUCCUUUUGCCAUUCCUUACGGGCCAGGCUUCGGAGACUUCUGUUUAAGCGGAAUCAAAUUCGGAUCAAAUCUCUGAGUUAUGUUUUAGCUUUUCUCUAAUCUCACUCCUUCGGUCUAUGGCAACAUCUCAUGAGUUGGGAAGUUCCUUCUUUCCACGAUUCUUUUGCUUCCUUCUGGUUCCUUUCAACUCCGCUCUUUUUCAAAAUUGCAAGCGGAUUAUCUAAUAGUGAGCUUCUCGUCGUUCACCAGCCUUUCCCUCAGCGAAACAAUCCUCCCUAGUUUUGGCGCGCGAGCCGGGUGAGUCUGGAGGAGGAGUCACUGCCGCCGCCGCCUUCGCCUGUGGUUUCAGGACCUUGGAGAGCUGCUUGGACGGAUCGGUCGGGGAACUGCGGCACCACUCACAGCUAAGCGACUGGAGGAUUGCGCAGUCCUCUCUCAAUUUGCGGGCGAUGCGUGCCUGCAAUUCAUGAAGUUGUGAUUCUACACCCUUUAUUCCGUCUACUAGUUGUGACCAGCCUGCUAGGACGCAAUUUAUGUCCAGGCGUAAUUCGUGUUCCUCCACUUUUCAUUGGUUUGGAUGUUGUGGGUCAACGCCACAGCUGAUUUCAUCAAAGCCUAAUUGGGAACCCUACUUUUUAAGGCCUUUUUGUAGCGAGGAUAGCUUUGUAUCCACAGCUUACUUGUUAACAAAAUAAUCCUUAUUUGGUUUUGUUUUGAUUUAAUUAGAAUAUGAGUGGGUACAUCACAAUUAAUAAACUGUGGUUUUCUUCUGGAGUUGAACAAUAUAGCAACAUUGCAAUCGGAGUGGGAGACUGGCAUUGUGAGGGAAGAGUGUAGAUGUAAAGCAGGGGGAAAUACCUCAGAUUGCAAGAGAAUGUCAUUUAUUUACAAAGAUGGAGGUUAAUUGAAUACUGAAGAAUAGUUAAAUACUCACUCCAAAAACUCUAAAUAUAAAAGUUAUCAAGAAAGAUAAAGAAGAUUCUACAAAUAUUCCAAAACAUGGACUAUCUAGGGUAGAAGUGGGGAUUUUAAAAAGCAAGCAAAUGGACAGUAGCAAACAAUUCUUCAGAAGAAUCAUAUUGGAGAUUAUAAUAAAGUAAUUGACCAAAGACAUUGGCUUGCAGGACUCAAUUACUUAAAAAUAAAUAUAUAUUUCCAAUAAGAAGGUGUGUUAUAUUUAAAUCUGGAUUACUAGUUUUAUAAAUCUUAAUUCUUUAAGAAGAAGCCAUAAUUAAUCCCUUUUAAAUGCCUAGCCUUCAGUUUUUUCUUUCCCUAAUGUCAUUUUUGAAUAUCCCUUCUUAACAUGCCUUCUUUUUAAAACAAAAUUAAAAUGUUAUGUAUUUCAUUUGAGUUAGGAGAAGAUGUCAUACUGCUGUAUCAUUGGAACAUUUGAGAAUUUUUUUGUGAGAGGAAACAGUCUUUGCUGAAUGUGAAAUUAUAUCAAACCCAAGGAGUUCUCAUAAGUGAAAUUAAUCUUGAGAGUUUUUCUACAAAAUGAAGAAAUUUAGUUUUCACAAAGUUUUGGAUGGUUUAACUUCAUCCUCUAGUGGAAACUGCAGUAAUAGUAGCAGUGGCAGUGGGCCUGGAAGGAAUUCUGGGAACUCCGAAGAGGCUGCAGGGACACCCAGGGAUGAAAUUCAGGAAAGGCUGACUGCAGACUACUUUCGGUUAAGCAAGACAGUUCGUCAUGGAUUUCCAUAUCUGCCCACCGUUUUAGCUUUUGACCCAGUUCAAAAGAUUCUGGCUGUUGGAACAAGAAGAGGUGCAAUACGAAUAUUGGGCAGGCCAGGUGUUGAUUGCUAUUGUCAGCAUGAAAGUGGUGCUGCUGUUUUGCAGCUUCAAUUUUUAAUUAACGAGGGUGCUUUGAUUAGUGCAAGUUCAGAUGACAUGCUUCAUUUAUGGAAUCUAAGACAGAAACGGCCAGCGAUUCUUCAUUCCCUGAAAUUUAACCGAGAACGGAUUACUUUCUGUCAUCUCCCUUUCCAAAGCAAGUGGCUGUAUGUUGGAACAGAGAAGGGAAAUACACAUAUUGUAAAUAUUGAAUCCUUCAUACUUUCUGGAUAUGUUAUCAUGUGGAACAAGGCAAUAGAACUAUCAACGAAGAUUCACCCUGGGCCUGUUGUGCAUCUAAGCGAUAGCCCGAGAGAUGAAGGGAAAUUAUUAAUAGGUUAUGAAAAUGGGACCAUAGUAUUAUGGGAUUUGAGAUCAAAAAGAGCAGAUUUAAGAGCAUAUUACGAUGAGGCUAUUCACUCAAUUGGAUGGCAUCAUGAAGGGAAGCAAUUCAUGUGCAGUCAUUCUGAUGGCAGUUUAACUCUAUGGAAUCUAAAAAGUCCCCGUCGGCCUUUCCAGAUAAUCAUUCCUCAUGGUAAGAUUCAGCAAGAUGGGAAAAAAGUUGAAUCUUGUAAGCCCAUUCUUAAAACAGAAUACAAGACCUGUAAAAACAGUGAUCCUUUUAUCAUUUUUUCUGGUGGACUUUCUUAUGAUAAACCUUGGCGAAGGCCAGGUCUGACAAUCAUGCAUGGAAAAGCGAUUACAGUGCUUGAAAUGGAUCACCCUGUGGUUGACUUUUUAACUCUUUGUGAAACUCCAUACCCAAAUGAAAUUCAAGAACCCUAUGCUGUUGUUGUACUAUUGGAAAAAGAUCUAAUUGUUGUUGACCUGACUCAAAGCCAUUUUCCCAUUUUUGAAAAUCCUUAUCCCAUGGAUAUUCACGAUUCACCUGUUACCUGCACAGAAUAUUUUGCUGAUUGCCCUCCAGAUUUGAUUCCUGUGCUAUAUUCUAUAGGUGCAAAACAUAAAAAGCAAGGAUAUAGCAAUAAGGAGUGGCCUAUCACUGGUGGAGUAUGGAACCUAGGAUCACAAACAUAUCCUGAGAUUAUUAUUACAGGUCAUGCAGAUGGAUCAGUAAAAUUUUGGGAUGCUUCUGCCAUCACACUGCAAAUGCUGUACAAGUUAAAAACUUCAAAAAUAUUUGAAAAACGGAAGUUGCAAGGCAAGCCAUCAGCAGAUAUGACAGAAGAGGAUCCUUAUGCAAUCCAGUUAAUGAACUGGUGUCCUGAAAGUAGAAUAUUUUGCAUAGCAGGUGUCUCUGCAUAUGUUAUUGUUUAUAGAUUCAGCAAACAUGAAGUUAAUACUGAAAUAUCGUCCUUAGAAAUACAGCUCCAGAGUGAGAUAGAAGAUACCAUUAGUCCUGAAGCAGAAAUUAUGACUCCAUUUGCCGAUGCCUGUUCCGAUUUUUCAACUUUAAAAGACCUCUCAGACAAUUGCAAUACUCCAUCUGAGCGAACAAUGGAUUGUGGUCCAUUUCUCAGUGUGAAGACUCAUGCUAUAAGAAUGCCCCCUGGUUAUCAAGCAGAACUUGUUAUUCAAUUGAUGUGUGUAGAUGGUGAGCAUCCUCAACAAAUAACCAGCCUAGCAGUGAAUUCAGCCUAUGGAUUAGUUGCAUUUGGAAACUGCAGUGGUCUGGUUGUCGUAGAUUUUAUGCAGAAGACUAAACUGCUGAGCAUAGGAAGCUUUGACCUCUAUGGAUCGAGUGAUCCCUAUCAGCUCCACCUUCAUUCUCCUCGCAGAAGCAAGCAGUUUAGUGCAGGGGUCACAGAGGUACCGGAUGGUCCACUUCCAAUGGAGCUGGAGCGGUGCAGGUCCCCCACAGCUUCAGAUUCUGUAAAUGGACACUGUACAAAUCCAACUUCCCUAACUUGCAGUUCUGGAAAACGGCUGUCCAGUGCAGAUGUUUCCAAAGUCAGUCGUCGUGUUUCUGGGAAACCUCCAUUUAGGAAAGCACAGUCCGCUGCUUGCCUGGAGAUCUCUUUGCCCGUCACAAUGGAAGAAAACAGAGAGAAUUCAUUCAGCCCUUCUCGAAGUUCUAGCAUCUGCAGUAUUGACAAAGAAUCUAAGGAAACAAUCACAGCUUUAAAUUUCAUGGAAUCAUUUUCACGGAAAAAUGACACAUCUUUGUCUCCUUGCCUCUGGGUUGGAACAGGUCUGGGUGUAGUCUUGACUCUUUCCCUUCAUCUUCCCACUGUCGAUGAAUUAAGGCAAACAGAGCCAGUAACAGUUUCACUCAGUGGUACAAUUUUAUCACUAAAGGGAGCAGUGUUAACCUUUGCUUACUUGGACUGCAUGGGAACAUUAAUACAUCCUCCCUAUGAAGCAUGGAGAGAUCCAAACGCCACUGAGGAUAGCGAAAGAACCAAUAAAAGGAAAAUUGUCCUUCAUUCUUCAUGCUCCCAGAACACAGGAGACCACCAGUUUGCCAUUAUCUGCUCAGAGAAACAAGCCAAAGUAUUUUCAUUGCCUUCCCAGAUAUGCCUCUAUGUUUACAACAUCACAGACACAUUAUUUUUGCGAGCAGAUGCGGUGACCCUCUCUAACAGUGUUUGCUUGGCAUGCUUUUGUGCCAAUGGGCAUAUCAUGAUAUUGAGUUUACCCAGCCUCCGCUCGCUGCUAGAUGUGAAUUUCUUGCCUGAAACAGAUACAAGGAUUGCCCGGACCUUUUGUUUUACCAAUGAAGGACAAGCUUUGUAUCUUGGUUCUCCAACAGAAGUCCAGCGACUGAACUAUAGCCAGGAAAUGUUUGACAAUCUGCAGGACAUGCUUGGUGAUUUGUUCAUUCCCAUGGACACGCCAGAGGCCCAAUAUAGAGGUUUUCUGAAGGGGCUGUUUGGUGGAACUGGUGGAACACUUGACCGAGAAGAUCUGUUUGGCGAAGCAACAUCAGGAAAAGCAUCUCGUGCGCUUGCUCAGCAUAUUCCCGGAUCAAUUGAGGGUGUGAAAGGAGCUGCAGGAGGUGCUAUUGGAGAGCUGGCUCGUGCACGCCUUGCUCUUGAUGAAAGGGGACAAAAACUUGGUGAACUAGAUGAAAAGACAGCAAGAAUGAUGUCAAGUGCAGAGGCAUUUUCCAAACAUGCACAUGAGGUAAUGGUCAAAUACAAGGACAAAAAAUGGUACCAGUUCUGAUUUUCAACUGGGAAGCUGUCUCUGAAUGUGCUGUAUUGAGACAUUAGUGGGAGAAGCUUCAACAGAUCAGCUUCUUGGCAGAAGCAGCUCUUGUUCCGUGCCGUUUCCUCUUUCCCUUUCUUGUCCCAGAGAGUCAAAGAAGAAGGUAGUUUUCCAAGGCCACUGCAUAAUGGAUUAUUUUCCAAGUGAUCAAUAUCUAACAGGCAAAAUUUAACUGGCUUUGAAUAUAAGCUGUGGAAAGGAUAAUUCCUGGUUUGAAGCAGCAUGUAUAUAUUAGAUUGUUAAUGCAGUUACAUGAACAAAAUUUUGCAUGAUUAACUGGCUUCCUAUACAAAAAAAGCAAAGCAUGCUAUGACUAAGGAAAGAGGUUUUAUUGUUAUGUUCUACAAAUACCCAGACUUUUUAAAACAUUUCUAGCAUGUUGCUUUCAGCUGAAAAUAAACUGCAUUUCUCUGAUUUGACAUUUUCCUGUCUGCAAAUUUAGUUUGAAAACAGUCAUGCAUUUAAUUAGUUAACAAAUAAAGUCACAUAAAGUUUAGCGGCCAAA
Molecule: messenger RNA, 6218 nt
Organism: Thamnophis sirtalis
Lineage: Eukaryota; Metazoa; Chordata; Lepidosauria; Squamata; Natricidae
Gene: STXBP5L
Product: syntaxin binding protein 5L
Biological process (GO): Golgi to plasma membrane transport; exocytosis
Cellular component (GO): cytoplasm; plasma membrane; SNARE complex
Molecular function (GO): myosin II binding; GTPase activator activity; syntaxin binding
Source: RefSeq, a predicted model, not a curated record